GAUGUUUCUAUGUGCAUCAAUUGCAUUUUUCUCCUCUUAAAUAACAAGGCUACACCUCCCCUUUCUUAAUUCUCUCACUUUCUUUCAUUUUCUUAAAGUUAUUUAUUUCACCUUCUACAUGGGAGAAGUUCAAGAACUUCAACUUCACAAAAUAGAUACAAAUGAAGCCAAAGAAACAUUUUCAUUAGAGAAAAAUAUCUUAGAAGAUCAAAUAAUGAAUGAUUCAACUAUAAUCAAUAAGAAAACAAGAUACUAUUUCAAGUUAGCCUUUUAUGCUACACUUGUCUUAGUAGGCCAAUCAUCAGCAACACUUCUUGGAAGAUUGUACUAUGAAAAAGGAGGAAAAAGUAAAUGGAUGGCAACAGUUAUUCAACUAGCUGGUUUUCCAAUUCUACUACCUUAUUAUUUUUUCAUCUCAUCAACCAAAAAACUCACUAAAAAAAAUAAUAAUAACAUUAUUGAUCCAAAAUCAAAUCAACCAUCCAUUUUCAUGCUAGCUUUUGUCUAUGUCUCAAUUGGCCUAAUUCUUGCAUUAAUUUGUUACUUAUUUUCAGUUGGGCUAAUGUACCUACCUGUCUCUACUUUCACAUUAAUUUGUUCAUCUCAAUUAGGAUUUAAUGCUUUAUUUGCAUUUUUCCUAAACUCACUCAAAUUCACACCUUACAUAAUAAACUCAUUAGUCCUUCUAACAAUUUCUUCUUCCCUCCUUGUCUUCCAAAAUGACUCAUCAAAUUCCACAAAUGUUUCUAAGAAAAACUAUGUCAUUGGUUUCAUAUGCACUUUAGGUGCAUCUGCAGGAUAUGGAUUAGUACUUUCCCUUACACAAUUAGCUUUCAAGAAAGUUAUAAAAAGAGAAAAUUUUAAAGCUAUUAUGGAUAUGAUAAUUUAUCAAUCACUUGUAGCUACUCUUGCUACACUAAUAGGACUUUUUGCAAGUGGAGAAUGGAAUGGUAUAAAGAAAGAAAUGGAAGAGUUUGAAAUAGGGAAAGCUUCUUAUGUUCUUGAUCUUAGUUUCAUAGCUAUAACUUGGCAAGUUUUUAAUAUUGGUAGUGUUGGACUUAUUUUUGAAAUUUCUUCAUUAUUUUCUAAUGCUAUAAGUGUUUUAGGUUUGCCUGUUGUUCCUAUGUUAGCUGUGGCAUUCUUUCAUGAAAAAAUGGAUGGGAUUAAGGCUAUAUCUAUGGUACUAGCUGUUUGGGGAUUUAUAUCAUAUGUGUAUCAACAAUAUUUAGAUGAGAGUAACAACAAAAGAGAAAAUAGAAACACUACUCUUAAUGUUACCAAAGUUUCUUUACCUUUAGAAGAGGUUAAUAUAAGGAGUUGAUUAAUUAGUUAUACAUGUUAAGAUAGGGAAGGUGAUUUUAAGUUUUAUUAUAUAUGCUUAAUGAUUGGUAUAUUAAAGUUAUGAUGUAUUAUGUUGGUUUGCUAUUAAUACAAUGUAUAGAUCUUGUUAUCUUGAAA
Molecule: messenger RNA, 1458 nt
Organism: Trifolium pratense (red clover)
Lineage: Eukaryota; Viridiplantae; Streptophyta; Magnoliopsida; Fabales; Fabaceae
Product: probable purine permease 10
Exons: 2
Coding region: 119-1321 (400 amino acids)
Cellular component (GO): membrane
Molecular function (GO): purine nucleoside transmembrane transporter activity
Source: RefSeq, a predicted model, not a curated record